Molecule: messenger RNA, 2659 nt
Organism: Dermatophagoides farinae (American house dust mite)
Lineage: Eukaryota; Metazoa; Arthropoda; Arachnida; Sarcoptiformes; Pyroglyphidae
Source: RefSeq, a predicted model, not a curated record
CAUCGUCGAUUCACAAGUGGUUUUUUCCCACCACCACAUCAGCAUUUUUGGUAAUUCUUUUUUCUCUGGUUGGUUGGUGUUUGGCACAGAAGAACCACCACCAAAGAUCGACCUUUUGACUUGUUGAACGAUUUUUACGAGUUUUUUCUCGUAUGGCAAAAUCCAUAUGUCUUUUUGUCGUGGAACCAGAUUUCUGAGAAUGAAUUUUGCAUAUGACAAAGUAGUGUUUUUUCUGGACUUUUUUUUCACUGAUUCAACUCCGCAAAAAAAUCCGAUUUUUCCUUGUUACUGUGCUUUAUUUGAUUGAUUUUAGAAAUCAAAACAACGUUAUGUUAUCACAUCACAUAAAUAAUCGAUAAAUCGUCAAAACUUACGAUCGAUCGAUGAAUGAAUGAUAUGAUAAAAGCCAAUCUUUGAUUGAUUUUUUUAUCAAAUCAAAAAUUUUUUUCUUAUUAUUGUUACGAGUUGGAGCGAGCCAAAAAGUGUGAAUGGCUUGAUGCCUCGUUCGAUCGAUCAAUCGAUCGUUUGAUGAUUUGAUUUUUAGAAUUUGAACAAUGAAAACUUUUUGUUUCUGAAAACAUUUUGUUCUACAAAUGAUUGUUACCGCAAAAAAUUAUCUUCACGUUUUUUCCUUUGAAUAAUUUAUAUUUAGCAAAUAAAUUCUGCCAGAAUGAAUGCUUACCAAUUACCACCAUUCAAUACUGGCCAGUCAACGUCGCCAUUUAAUUAUUUCACCACCACACAGAAUUCACAUCAUUCAUAUGGAAGUGGUGGUGGUGUUAUUUCCUCAUCGUCAUAUGGAAAUAGCAAUAGUCCACGUAAUACAACAACACAAACAACGACAAAUCUACCAAAUGGUCUAAAUGGUCAUCAUCAUCAUUCGAAUCAUCAUAAUCAAUCCAAAAUGACCACCACCACUAAUGGUCAAUUGCAAUCAUUACAACCAGCAUCAUCAUCUUCGUCAUCGCCAUCAUUUGUAUCGGCAACAAAUUAUUUUCCACAAUCACAUCAUUUACAUCAAUCAUUUACAACGGCAUUCACAGCUAAUCAUACGCACCAUCCACAUUCUCAUCAUCCGCAUCAUCAUCAUACGGUACAACAACCAUCAAUCAAUGGAACAAAUCCUUAUUCACAUAAUCAUUAUAGCGCCUAUAUGACGGGCACAAAUUCACCACCAACUAACAUGGGGCCCACUGUAAAUCACUUUGAUUAUAAUAAUAGUAAUACUGCUACUAUUUCCGGUGCAAAUAAUGGCAAUGGCGUAUCUACAAAUGGAUAUAAUAAUCAAACGACAAACUCAUCUGCAUCGGCAGCAGCCGCUGCAGCUGCUGCUGCUGCUGCCGCCGCUGCCGCUGCUGUCCAUACAUCCGGUUCAUCAUAUCCAUACAUUGCUUGUUCAGGAAAUUAUCCAACAUCAUAUUCACCAUUCACAACGAUAACAUCCUUGCCACCACCACCACCACCACCACUACAACAGAAUAAUUCGACUAUCAAUCAUCAAACAUCAUCAUCGACUGCAGCAACAUCUUCAACAAUCGAUUCGAACAAUGAAAAUACCGGGGUUAAUAAUACAAACGAUGAUACUAAUAGUGGAUUGCAAUAUCAAUCUUCAGAAACAUAUUUAACAAACUUAUGCAACAUCAAUCGUAUGAAUGAAAAUAAUGAUGGAGAUCUAUAUACGUUAAAUGUUCAUAAAAAUGUAUCGCCACCAAACCACCAAUUACCACCGAUUAAAAAGGCUAAACGAACUGGACGUGGACGUUCACGACGAUCACAAAUGAUACAACCACCAUCAUCAUCAUCACCAUCAUCACCGGAAAAUAAUAUCGAUCGGAUAUUCAUCUGGUACAUUGAUGAAACUAUCCUUUCAUAUUUGACUGUUUCCGAAUAUAAUCGUUUCACUGGAUUUAAUGAUACGUUGACAGCAUCAUUGUAUAAUGAAAUAUUCAUUUUUAUCAAUAAAUUUGCUGAAAAAUAUUUAUUUCUAUCCGAUCUCAAGGAUAUUGAUCAAUCACAUAUUGAUGAUUCAGCUGCCGAUGAUAACGGGCAGGAUUUAAGCAAUUAUAAUUUUCAAGCCGAUGGUUUUAAAACAUCCGUUUCAUGUAAUUCAAUUAUAUUAAACAAUGGUGGUGGCGAUCUUCGACAAAAGAUGGCGUUACGGUAUAGAAAAAUAAAUGAAAUUUAUUCAAAUUAUUGCGAUAAACUUGAAGACUUAAUGGACAAAGAUGAUUAUGAACAUUUACAAGAUCUAAUCAAACGUUUUGACUUGUUCAGUAAGAAUUGGAUACAUCCAGCAAUCAAAGCAUUGUCAUUCAUCAAAACAAGAUCAAAUUGUCUCAAUGUAUUGGUUUCAUCAUCGCCAUUAAUCUAUACGUUAACGAAAUUGUUGAUAUUUCAACUUGGAUCCUAUUUUUCCAUUGGAAAUGUUUAUAGUUGUGCAAAAACAAGCAAAGAACAUACGUUGAAUCGUGUUCUGAAUCGUUUUGGAUCCAAUUGUACCUAUAUAGUGGUGGGAAAAGGUUCCGAUGAACAACAAUUAUCGCAAAAGCUUGAAUUACCAUUUUGGCCAAUAACCGAACGUGAACAUUUUGAAUCAUUAUUGAAUGCGAUGCAUUAUUUUUUCUAAAACACAAAACAACAAACCACAUUUUUCAUCGAA